This is a messenger RNA of Lepus europaeus (European hare), 756 nucleotides long. RefSeq names its product autism susceptibility gene 2 protein-like. The transcript is spliced from 6 exons. The coding region runs from base 1 to 756 and encodes 251 amino acids. The record is from RefSeq and is a predicted model, not a curated record. Lineage: Eukaryota; Metazoa; Chordata; Mammalia; Lagomorpha; Leporidae.
AUGGAUGGCCCGACGCGGGGCCAUGGACUCCGCAAAAAGCGGCGGUCGCGGUCGCAGCGAGACCGGGAGAGGCGCUCCCGGGGCGGGCUGGGGGCCGGCGCGGCCGGCGGCGGCGGGGCCGGCCGGACCCGGGCGCCCUCGCUCGCCUCGUCGUCGGGCUCCGACAAGGAAGACAAUGGAAAGCCCCCGUCCUCCGCCCCGUCCCGGCCCAGACCCCCGCGGAGGAAGCGGAGAGAGUCCACGUCGGCCGAAGAGGACAUCAUUGAUGGAUUUGCCAUGACCAGCUUUGUCACUUUUGAAGCGCUGGAGAAAGAUGUAGCACUUAAGCCUCAGGAACGGGUGGAGAAACGCCAGACUCCCCUGACCAAGAAGAAACGAGAAGCACUUACCAAUGGCUUGUCCUUUCAUUCAAAGAAGAGCAGACUCAGCCACCCGCACCACUACAGCUCAGAUCGAGAAAAUGACCGCAACCUCUGCCAGCACCUCGGGAAGAGAAAGAAAAUGCCGAAGGGACUCCGACAGCUCAAGCCAGGGCAGAACAGCUGCAGGGACAGUGACAGCGAAAGCGCCAGUGGAGAAUCCAAGGGCUUCCACCGGAGCAGCUCUCGGGAAAGGCUCAGCGACAGUUCAGCUCCUUCCAGCUUGGGAACAGGCUACUUUAGGUCAGGGAGGAUGUGCCAUGGUGAGAAACUAUGUCUUAAAAUGUGGAAACAAUACAAAGGGGGAUAUCAGCAAAACUUAACCCUGUGUCAGUAA